CCUGGGUGUGUCUGUCGUUCAUCUUUUACUUCAUCUUCCUCAUACAACAUGGGAUUAAGCUUCUCCAAACUUUUUUCUGAUCUCUUUGGCAAGAGAGAGAUGCGUAUUCUUAUGGUCGGUCUUGAUGCCGCCGGUAAGACUACCAUCUUGUACAAAUUGAAACUGGGUGAAAUUGUCACCACCAUUCCUACCAUUGGUUUCAAUGUCGAGACCGUUGAAUACAAGAACAUUUCCUUCACUGUCUGGGAUGUCGGAGGUCAGGAUAAGAUUAGACCUUUGUGGAGACAUUACUUCCAAAACACUCAGGGUAUCAUCUUUGUGGUGGAUUCCAAUGAUCGUGACCGUGUUGCCGAGGCUCGUGACGAACUUCAACGUAUGCUUAGCGAAGACGAACUUCGUGAUGCUCUUUUGCUUGUGUUUGCCAACAAACAGGAUCUUCCUAACGCUAUGAACGCUGCUGAGAUUACGGAUAAGCUGGGUCUUCAUUCGUUGCGCAACAGACACUGGUAUAUCCAAACCACCUGCGCAACAAGCGGCGAUGGUUUGUACGAAGGAUUGGAAUGGUUAUCCAGCAACUUGAAGAGAAGAUCUUAAACGUGAAUACGACAGAGUGUUCACUAUCCUUUAUAUUUUGUUGUUGUUGUCGUUGUAAUGGUUUGCUUAAUCGUGCAUUAGUAAAGGCUUGCACAUCCCUUAUACAAUUUCCUUUUCUCUCUCUCUCUCUUUUUUUUGUACGUGCCGGGCGAUAAAUUAUGGCAAAUUUGAUCAUUCUGAGAUCUGAUCAUACUCAAUCCAUAAGAGAAGGAUGUUUCCUUCAUUCACAACGGGCGACGGUAUUCAGCAGACGUGCACAUGAAUCAUGGAUACUACGAACAUGAGGUUAUGUAGAAAAAUGUUCUAUUC
This is a messenger RNA of Radiomyces spectabilis, 903 nucleotides long. RefSeq names its product ADP-ribosylation factor. The transcript is spliced from 4 exons. Bases 49 to 594 code for a protein of 181 amino acids. NCBI's taxonomy places the organism in Eukaryota, Fungi, Mucoromycota, Mucoromycetes, Mucorales, Radiomycetaceae. Gene Ontology annotation, cellular component: cytoplasm. The record is from RefSeq and is a predicted model, not a curated record. Gene Ontology annotation, biological process: intracellular protein transport; vesicle-mediated transport. Gene Ontology annotation, molecular function: GTP binding; GTPase activity.